GUAUCCUGAAAGGUGUCGCCUUUUUUCCAGUCCCGAGAGUUCCAGUUUGUCUUAAAGUCUGAAGGCACCAGCCACCUUCAGCCCCUUCAGCAUCCGUCCCAGCGCAGGAAUGCUCUCAAUAUUGGUCACCGUGGGCUUUCUCUGCACAGCUACUGCCAUUGCUGAAGUAAUGGAAGUGACUCAGCCAGCAAUGGUACUGGCCAACAGGCAAGGAGUCGCCAGCUUGGUGUGUAAAUACAAGCACAUUGGGAAUGCAAAGGAAAUUCGAGUGACUCUGCUUAAACAGACGGGUGAUCAGUUCACUGAAAUUUGCGCUUCAACCUACACAACGGAGUUUAAAAUGUUCAGUGUGGAAGAGGUCAUUCAGUGCCACGUUAGCCCUAGCCGAAACAAAGUGACCCUCACCCUUACUGGCCUGCAAGUUAAUGAUACGGGUCUUUACAUCUGCAAGAUGGAGCGGAUGUACCCUCCACCCUAUUUUAUGAACAAGGGAAAUGGGACGCAUCUCUAUGUCAUUGAUCCAGAACCUUGUCCAGACACUGCCAUAUAUCUCUGGGUAUUAGGAGCUACUGCUUCAGGAUUUUUUCUUUACAGUCUCAUCAUCUCAGCCAUUCUCGUGGGCAAAGCGAUAAAGAGAAGACGAUGUCUCACUACUGGGGUCUAUGUGAAAAUGCCUUCUGAAAAGCUAGAGAAAAAAGUGAUUCCAUUCCACAUCACUGUUAACUGAAACAAGGAAAGAGAGAAACUGUUUCCUAGCUGGGAUGGAGAGUCUGCUAAUUCACUUAAGUUAAAGAAAUAAAAUUAAUUGUCUUGUUACAAAGGUGUACGGGAAGAAGAGAGAAUAUGCUUUGUAACUUCUGUGGUUUGGAGGAGAAUAAAUAGUUUAUGCAUUAAUAUUUCAAGGUUAACCCUCUCACAUAAAAAUGGCUACACUGGGCCAUUGAUUCUUUGAAUUGUAUUGUACCAAUAUGUAGUCUAUCUAAUGGUCUAUAUAGUGUAUAGCAUUAAGAGAUAUUGCUGUUGCAGCCGAGCGUCUUACUGUCAAGUUUCACCAUGUCUAUUGAUCAACUGAAAUCCAAACACUAUUAUGACAGAGGCUUGUGUGUCAUUGCAAGCCUUAAUCCUAGAGGUCUGGGGUGCAGAGGCAGAAGAGCACACUAAUGUACAAAGAAAUGUUGACUUGUUUCCCUGCAUUGCUAUUUAUUGGUCUCAUUUCUGGCAUUAGUGCUCUGCGCUUCCACAGAGGCUUCACUGUAGGCUGACAAUGAUGACAUUGCUGCUCUAAAAGCCUGAUCUAAGCUCCUUUCACUGGCAUUGUGUCCCACUAGUGCUGUGUUGGAGUUAACAUUGAUGAUAUCUGAGCCAGUGCUGACAGCUCGGUUGGAGAGAAAGGCUGCCCAGCAGGAGCCCUCUUAGGCUGUUGCUGGGAGGAAGUUCCAGCUCUGCUGGGGCCUUGCAUUUUACAAAUGCUAAAUUAGCAUCU
Messenger RNA from Chroicocephalus ridibundus (black-headed gull), 1483 nucleotides. RefSeq names its product cytotoxic T-lymphocyte associated protein 4 (gene CTLA4). The transcript has 4 exons. The coding region runs from base 110 to 727 and encodes 205 amino acids. The record is from RefSeq and is a predicted model, not a curated record. Gene Ontology annotation, cellular component: membrane; external side of plasma membrane. NCBI's taxonomy places the organism in Eukaryota, Metazoa, Chordata, Aves, Charadriiformes, Laridae. Gene Ontology annotation, biological process: immune response; regulation of T cell proliferation; T cell receptor signaling pathway.